AUGAAUUUAUUAAAAAUAUUAGAUUCAACACCCGAACCGCCAAUCAUAGAAUUAGAUUUUGAUGAAUGUGAUAACUCGAGAAUUUAUAAUUUACCAUGUCCAAUGUAUGAAUAUCAAAAAGAAUUAACGGAUCAAAUUAUUUCAUUACACUAUCCCGAAAUAUUAAAAUUUUGUGAAUUAAAUGAUAAGAAAGAAAUCAUAAUUGAUUCAUUAUCUAAAUGUAUUAAAAAUCUUAUGCUUAUUACGACUCAUCCAUACCUUAUGAUUGAUCAUUAUAUGCCGAAAAAUUUAUCAUAUAAAGAAAUGCCCAAUAAAUUAGCUGAAACAAGUGGUAAAUUUAAUGUACUUCGUGAUUUACUUAAUGUGUUGAUUGAAAUUGAUUCUCCAAAAAAUAUAGGACUUGUUAUUUCUGAUAAUGGUCGAUUAUUUGAUCUUAUUGAAUCUUUACUAUUAGGUUGUCAUUCAUGCAAAACUGUUAAACGAUAUUUUGGAAAUAAUAUUCAACGUGAAAGUAAAAAAAAUCUGAAGAAUGGGAAUGGAUAUCAUUCUGAUAAUAAUGGGACGAGUAAGAAAUUAGAUCCAAACAAUUCAGUGAUUCAUUUAAUUCCUGAUACUGGAGCAUUAAAUAAAGAUCAAGAAAUAUUUAAAAGGAUUAAAUUUGAUGUUUUGAUAAUUAUAGAUCAGAAUGUAGACCAAGAAUCAGAUUUCUUUAGAAGGAUAAAGUAUCAAAAUAAUAGACAGGGUGCAAUUAUAAUAAAUUUAAUCCCAUUAAAUACAAUUGAACAUAUAAAAUUAUUCACCAUAGAUUUAUACAAGAUUAUUAGCUCUGUUGUUUGUCUUAGAGAUAAUAUAGGUAAUUUACCACCUGAUUUUCAUCCAAUAUAUCAACAAAAAUUGGCAUAUUUUAAUAAAUUUUUUGAAUCAGUAUUGAAAUUGAAUCAAAAUCCAAAUUGGCCAUUACCUUCUUUACCUAAAAUAUCAACAUUUUCACCAUCAGAUGUUGAAAGAUCAUUAUUAACAGAAACACAAUAUAAUUAUAUAAAUUAUACUGAAGAAGAUAAAAAAAUCCCAAGUUAUUAUGAACUGAAACGAUUGAAAUCACAUUAUAUCACAAAUCCAUUAAUCAAUUCAUAUGACAAAUUAAGUGGAAUUGAAUCAUUGACUCAAAAUGAUACUCAUCAUUUAACUCAUAAAUUAAUGUUAAAUUUAAAUACAAAAUCACUAAAAUUGAAAGAUUUAAGAAAUGAAUUAGCUAGUUAUAUAGAAGAUAGGGAGAAUUUAAUUGGUCGUAGGGAAAAGGAUUUAAAAUUGACAGUUUCAAAUUUGGUCGAUGAUAUAAAUCAUAAUGAACAAAGGAUAAAUUGUGCAAAUAAAUUAAUAAUUAAAAAGAAUACACAAAUUGAAGAAAUAAAAGAGAGAAUAAUUAAAUUGGAAAAUGAAUUGAAGGAAAAAUACUCAGAGGAAAAUGAGGCAUAUUCUAUACAAUACAAGAUUUGGAAAUUACAAAAUGAGAUUAAAAAUUAUAUAACUAAGAUUAAAUUAAAGAAUGAUGAGAAGAAUUUCACAAAUCAAGAAUUGAAAAAUUGUCAGGAAUCAAUAAAAGACUCAGAAAUUGAAAUUAAAGAGUAUGAAGAAAAGAUUGAGUCUGAAAAACGAAAAUUUAAUGAAUUGGAAACUCAAAAACAUACAGAAAUAGAUAAUGAAUAUAAAAUCAAGAAACAAAAAUUAGUUGAAGAUAUUGAGAAAGAACAAUUAAUCAACAAACAACUCAAAUUGAAAUAUAAUCAAACUUUCAGAUUCCUUAAAGAUACAUCACAUUUAAAAAAGAGAAAAGGAAGAGGAAUAACUCCAAAAUAA
This is a messenger RNA of Insectozyma verbasci, 1857 nucleotides long. Lineage: Eukaryota; Fungi; Ascomycota; Pichiomycetes; Serinales; Debaryomycetaceae. The record is from the annotation of a GenBank genome assembly.